This is a messenger RNA of Letharia columbiana, 1065 nucleotides long. RefSeq lists its product as uncharacterized. The record is from RefSeq and is a predicted model, not a curated record. Gene Ontology annotation, molecular function: mRNA binding. The coding region runs from base 1 to 1065 and encodes 354 amino acids. Gene Ontology annotation, cellular component: cytosol. NCBI's taxonomy places the organism in Eukaryota, Fungi, Ascomycota, Lecanoromycetes, Lecanorales, Parmeliaceae. The transcript has 4 exons.
AUGUCUGCCGUUGAUAGCAUCACCGAGAACAUGGCCGCCACCUCUAUUGCUCCGAUUGCACCAGAAGGAGCAAACAACAUCUCCGGUGGCGAGCCCAUCAACGCUGCCGAGAACGAGGCAGUCAUUGCCGCAGCUGCUGAGGGCCGUCGUCUUUACAUCGGAAACCUCGCCUACGCGACCACUGAGGGGGAACUCAAGUCCUUCUUCACCGGCUUCUCAGUCGAGACCACGUCCAUUCCCACCAAUCCUCGUACCACCCGACCAGUUGGUUACGCCUUUGUCGACCUCUCUACUGCAGAAGAAGCACAGAAAGCCAUCGCCGAGCUCGCUGGCAAGUUCAUCCUCGACCGUAAAGUCUCCGUACAGCUGGCUCGCAAGCCUGAGACCGCCGCCGAGAAGCAGGCCGCGGCUGCUAGUGGUGGAGAGGGCCUUAGUGGUGGGGAGGGCCGUCGUAGGAACUCUGGCCGCGGUCGUGGACGUGGCCGUGCUCGUGGUGGACGUACUGGUCGGGGUGGUCGAAGCCGUCAAGCCAACGCUGGUGAAGAUACCAAUAUCCCAGGCCAGGCCUUGCCCUUAACAGAGACCACCAACGAGGGUGCACCCGCAACCAACGGAGCAGAAGAUAAGGCCCGUGCUCCUCGCCAACCCCGUCAACGUGGACCGCCUGAGGAUGGAAUCCCCUCGAAGAACAAGGUCAUGGUGGCCAACCUCCCUUACGACCUUAGCGAGGAGAAGCUCAAAGAACUCUUCUCUGCCUAUAACCCUACCGCUGCCAAGAUCGCUCUUCGACCUAUCGCCCGCUACAUGGUCAAGAAGCUGCAGGCCCGUAACGAGCCCCGUAAGGGUCGUGGAUUUGGUUUCGUCUCUCUAGGAUCGGAGGAGCUGCAGCAAAAAGCUGUCAGUGAAAUGAACGGCAAGGAGGUGGAAGGCCGCGAGAUUGCUGUAAAGGUCGCUAUCGACAGCCCUGGCAAGGAGGACGUCGACCCCGAGGCCGCUGGCACGGCUCCUCUCACCGAGAAUGGAGUUGUCCAAGCCAAUGACCCUCCUGCGACUGAAGCUGCCUAA